GCAUAUCGACGAUUUCUCUCGUGCACGAGGUGCAUUAUGCUUAUGAAGCAUAUCCCUGUGCGUGACUCAUUUCCCUAAAAGCCGCCACCUCGGGCGCUGGUACGAGAGUCUCGCGACUAUCACCAUGCAUACGAUCGACCGUGAUGCAUCUUGCAGAGUCGCCUACUUUGAAAGUAAAUAUCAAUUUUCGCGACUUGCGUUUUUCUUCUUUUCUUUACUAAUAUUCUUUCGGCAUGAUAAUUAUUGUUAUACGUAUAGAAAUUUAUAUAUUUUAGAAUUUAACGAUUAUAGAAUAUAUUGUACACUGAAAAGCUUCCGAAGAAUGCAAAGAAAAUAAAUAAUACACUGAGAGAAAAAUUUCCAAAAUUUUAUUAAAUAUUUAUAUGAACAGUACUACUGAAACAUUUACUUACGGCACAUAAAUAUUUGCUGUAUAAGAAAAGAUACUUGAAUUAGUGAUUCUUGUGCUAAAUAAAUGUAUAUUUACAUUUAGUAAAGAUUGUAUUAAUACUAUUUAAAUAAAUAUUAUAUUUAUUAAAAUUUGAUAAUUUUUCCCUCAUUAGUGUAUUACGUUUAUUUUAAUUUUGUCAUUGCUCCUCGUUAUAAUAUUAAUAAUUCGCCAUUAAAAAUUAGGAAUUUAAUUACGUUAACGUCAAAAGAGCCCACAUACCGUCGUUUUGUUGCCAUAUUCUUUCCGAGCGCGUGUUAUACGCUUUCUCGAGAGACAGCGAUUCUCCUUUUUGCGUCUCUCUCUUUCUCCUCAUAGACGUAUCUGGUAUGCCAAGAGGGCUUUCGGCGCAUGAAAGAGCUCGUGUGCACGCCCAGGCGCAUCUCUCUCGAGAAAAGAGAGUCCAAGAGCCACAUGCCUAUUCAUACGUCCGCGCGUCAUAAUGCGUUGCCCGCGCGUGUGGGUGAGAACUCGCGUAGAAAUAUUUCGUUCGGCGCUUCCUGCUCGUUUAAUCAAUGACAUCUUUGAGCGUCAAGAUGCACGUCGAGCGUGGCUGACGCGCGUGUGUGAGCGAAGAUACGUCGGCGUGACGUGCCCGGCGCGAAAAACCACGCGGAUCCAGAGCGAGAUGUCUGAAAGAAAGAAAAAAGAGAAUACGCCGGGCACGCCUCGUUCUUUCGAUGAUUAUUUAUCGACUUCGAAACUCCGCAAUGCACUCUCGCGUAUCCCUCGCGAUCGUUAGUCGCGAUAAAUUGCGGCGCGACUACGUUUCGGGGAUACGCAAUUUUCGAAUUAUAAAUCAUCGUAACAUGAUCCCGGUUAAUUCGGCCCGUUGCCGCUGAAGUUUGUUACACCAAGUUCAACAUAAAUCACAAUGAAUUUCAAUUUAUGACACCCAGAGGCUACAAUAUUAAAAGUCGUAUUAAAAGUUACUCCUGUUGCGUAAGGAGCAUCGACACACAAUCCGAUCUCGGCUCAUAAACGAUUAAGUAUAAUCCAGUAUUAUCGCCGAUCUUGCCAGUAAAUCACGAAGUUAAUUUGUUAAUUAAAUAAGAUUAAGAUCAAUAAUUUCUCGUGUUAUUGCCUACAUUAAACUGCUCGUCAUUUAACUGUCGUGCAUACCGCGCGCCAAUCUGUGAAAUUUAUGGUAUCCUCUUUAUCGAUAAUGGCAUUCACACUUUCAUAUUUCAAUCUCUCUGCAACAGAGAUUGUGGAAAUCCGAGGAGCACGACACUCUGUCGAGUCAAACGAGUCAAACAAACAUUAGCAAUCGAUCGCAAUCGAUCUCAAAUGAUUCCAAGCGUUGAAAUAAGAUAAAAUAGGACUGGCAACGCACGCUGUGUUUAUUAUGCUGACUCGCGCCUGUGAACGCCCUUCUCCUUUCAGUUUCCCCAACACGGCCGGCGGACCGAGCUGUGUUUAUUUUCUUUGUACGCGUAUCGCCGUAAACAGUAAUUAUCGUAUCGAGAGGCUCGCGAGUUGACUCGAAAGUGUCGUGCCCGUCGUAGAUUACGGAGUAAUGCAAAAUGGAAGCGUUAAUUGGUGUACGGGACAACGAUGCGAAGACAAUGCGACCAGUUUUGUUUUCCCGCAAAUUUGGACGGCCAUGAUGAUUAUCGAUAUGACGUCACGGGAUCUAGCGGCGCGUCGGUCAGUUAACGGCCCACCGUCGCGGAAUCGAUGUCGCGGGGAAGUAUCAUCCCGCAUUUCGCGCAUAUUUUUCCCUGUUCGACGUGAGUUUCGUGCUGGUAGUGUCGAGGGUGUCGAAUUCGGCGACGGACGAACGCGAUGAGAUGUAAAGUCGGCGCGUAACGUGAAGCACGAAGUCGUCCCGUCGGCCGUUCGCAUAUCGGUGUCGCUAAUUGCGCGUUGUCGUUCUAGCAUCGCGUCAGUGUGAAGUUGUCUCCGUCUCGCGAGGCGCUCAGUUGGUGUAGCUUCAUGUGAGGAACGUUAAAUUUGACGACGGACGAUCGUGAAGCAUAAAAUCGGUGUGUAUGGUCGCGGAUCAAUCCGUCCUUCGCGAUUUCAGUUUCGCCAGUCGCGUUCCGUCGGACGCUCGCGAGCCGUCGGAAAGGUUAUGUACUACCGUCGCGGUGUUGGCGUGAAGUUGCCUCUAAUUACAAUUCGCUGAACGUAUUUCAAAGAGUGCCAGGAGUGUCGAGAGAUCGAUCGUCGCGAGGCAUAAAAUCAGGCAUACGUGAAACCUAAAGUCGAUUCGUCCUCUUCGCGAUAUCGAUCUCGCUAAUCGCGCCUUACCGAAGGUUAGGUUCUAGUCUUCGCCGCGUCAGUGUAAAGUUGUCUCUGUCUCGCGAAGUGCUCAGUGUAGUUUUGGGAAUGUUAAGAAUGUUGAAUUUGAACAACGGACGAUCGCGAAGCAUAAAAUCGAUGUGUAUGGCCGUGCGUCCUUUGCGAUUUCAGUUUCGCCAGUUGCGUUCCGUCGGACGCUCGCGCCGUCGGAAAGGUUAUGUACCAGUGUCGGUGUGAAAUUACCUCCGUUUCGCGAAUCACUCAGUGUAUUUCAGAAGUGUCAGGAAUGCCGAAUCUGGUGAAUCAUCGUCGUGAAGCAUAAAAUCGUACGCGAACUGUUGUGAAUGAUAAUACCGCGAGUAUGGUCAGAUGCGAUGUUGGAACAGUGGCGAAGUUAACCGAAUUGUAUCGGUUGGCGGCGGGACCGCCGGUGCAGCUGGAACCAGUGGACCUGUCCGUGAAAACUCCUGUGGUGCUGCAGGUGCCACAGUACAAGGCACCUCCGGCGGUGAUAAUUAACGCCAUCGCAAGAAGAGUACCGUCGCCCUCGACGACGCCCACGCCGCCGCCGCCGCCGCUGCUCUGCGUAUCUACCGCGUCCCCAUCCUUGCCAACGUUGGGCGAAGCGGCGUGGGACAGAGAUCACGAUCGUGAUCGAAGCCGGGAGAGAAACCGGGAGCGCGAGCGCGAGAGGGUGCGAGAGAGGAGCGGCGAGAACGAGAGGGAACGUCAGCAGGAACGAGAGCCCGCGAUCAGGGAGCGGGAGGUGCGGGAUCGAGAAAGGGAACGGGAACGUGACAGGGAGAGACAAAGGGAGAGGGAUAGGGAGAGGGACCGGGAGAGAGAUCGGGAGAGAGACGUGUCGGUCUGCAUGAUGGAGCCACCCGAUCUCUCCUCCUUCAUCUCCCCUUCCGCGGCCCUUCUCGCCCUGCAGAGGAUAAAGGACGCUUCUCUCGUGUUCCACAAACGUCCGCUAGCAGCGGGUAUCGGUUUGGGCGGUAGAGGAAACGCCGGCGUUGGCGGAAACGGCGGCAAUUUAGGUGUCGACGGCGAUUGCGGUGACGCGCUGAAGAGACGCAAAGUUCACAGAUGCGACGUCGCCGGUUGCGACAAGGUCUACACGAAGAGCUCGCACCUAAAGGCGCACAAGAGGACUCAUACCGGCGAGAAGCCAUAUCAGUGCACGUGGGAAGGUUGCACGUGGAAAUUCGCACGAUCGGACGAGCUGACACGGCACUAUCGCAAACACACGGGCCAAAAGCCGUUCAAGUGCCAUCUCUGUCAGCGAUCGUUUUCGCGAAGCGACCACUUGUCGCUCCACAUGAAGAGGCACUGAUGGUGAGGACCGUCUAGAGCCGCGCGACGCGAGAGAAAGAGCACGCCGAUCGGCGGGAGGAAAUGGAGGAAAGCUGGAGAACGGUCCUCGGCAAUCGGCUAACGAUUCCGAAUGACCCUAAGCGAGAAACGACGAUGAUAUUUCUUACAUUUGGGACCUGAAGAGCCGCGCCGCGCGCCGGCCCGUUCUGAGCCUCCUCGGAGGUCGGACCGGUCGGCCGGGCGGGCAGUAACUAGGAAAAAAGAGAAAAUAAAUCGACGAAGCACACAAAUCGCGUUCAUUAGAUAUUUAGCGCAUAACCGCGAGCUAAGUAAUCGCGACGCUGAUCAACUUCGGUCGGCAGAUUCUCUUCGGUGCUGUCUCUCGCAAGCCUUUCGACGGGAUCUCUCCGGAAAAGAAUGGGCCCACAGGCUGCGAUAAUUGGGCUGGUGUUGGAAUUACGAGCGUUGAAUAAUUGCGAGGGAAGAUAAUCGUUUUACCAAUUGUCGGGCUUUAACGAAGGUGCGUUUGCCGCCUCACGAUUUUGAGGAAGGAACGAUCCGCUUGCGUGAUCGAGAUCGCCUACAGAUUCGGCACGACGAGACGUAUCGUUAUACAUAUAUAUAUAUAUAUAUAAAUAUAUCUGUUCUCUUCUGUGUUUCUAGCCAAUUUUUACUCGUUCGGUUUUCCAGUUUGUUUUCUUUUUUUUUUUAUAUAUAUACAUUAAUUAAGGCCAGCUCAACUAGUCUAGAGCACCAUAUAUCGUAUGUAUCGCGAAGAAGAGAGCCAGUAAUAAUUAAUUAAUUAAUUAAUUAAGGUAAGUAAAUGGUUAGCAUGUAAGAGUUAAAGAAUAUAUCGAACUCCGGUGACGGAGCUUGGGACUUAGCAUGCUCAGUUAAAUAAACUACAAUCGUGAUCGUAGACACUACGUAAAGCAUUGAUAGAGCAAUUUUUCGAUUAUGCACAAAGAAUUUCGCGUUUAGAGACGGACAAUCAUUAACGUUUUAUUACGUAGUAAUGAAACGGGAUAAAGAAACGUCGGCAUACCAGAAGCCAGUAUUACGUAAUAAGCAAUAUCACCGAUGGCUUUAUACAUGUACGAUGCUUUCCGAAAAUCUCUUUUUAAGUCGUAAAAAGGGGUAGCCUUCUUCGAUCGUAAUUUUCAAGUCGUCAAAUUUGGAUUCCGCAUGCAAAGGUGCCAAAGUAGAAGGUGCAAUCACGAGAUAUCGUUAAUACCGCGUGCUUUACGAAAAGGGAGCAGCAUAAUCGAGUAAAUUAUUCUUUUCUAUCGCGCCUUGAGAUUUUCGAUCCUGAUCGCAUUGGCAUGGAGAUGCGUGUACGUUCGCGUAAACGAUAGUGAACAACGUUAUGUCGCAUUUUACGUGCGCAUCCUGAGAGAACUCAACAGCUCAAUAAAUAUCCGCAGGGCGCCGAAAUAUAUGCUCAAACACCCUGCGCCGAUUGUCGAAGGAACGAUUCACUUUUCAUAUAUAUUUAUGUCGUUCUUUACGACUUUCUGAUUUAAACGAUUUUAUCGGGAUGAUUUCACACGUUGUAAUUGGCGAUUUCGGGAUUGCGGAUUUGAAAGUGCAAUUUAGUAAUUAAAUUUUAAAGAUUAAUUAUUUACUAUGUUGCAUUAAUUAAUAAAAAAAAUAUUUAGCUUAUAUAUAUAUAUAAUUGUAGCUUCGUAAUUUUGGUUAAUAAUAUUAAGAGUAUAAAAAUGCAUAAUGUGAUGUAUAGACGGUGUAUAUUUAUUUAGUAGAGAAAAAAAAAGUAAUUGGCUGUUGGACAUUAUAGAUACCGAAAUCGCUUAUUCCGAGUGUCGAACGAUCGAACCUGUAAUGGGCACGAAAAUCUCAAUGUGCGCUCGCUUGAUAUAUCGUAAUAUAUCGUGUACAUAAUCUCUAGAAACUUUGUGGAACACGACACACAGACACACACACUGCGUAGGUGGCAGAUGUUAGCAUUAGCCUGUUUCUUUAAACCGCGUUUACGCCGCUGCCUGAGCACGGCUAAAGUUUUAGUUGGGACACCUAUCACACACGAAGCCAGUUGAGACAACGGAACAAGAUGCCAGUAUAUGCUAGAGCCAGUUUAUAUCAUUAAAGAGAAAACCUCUGCGUGUAAGAUUAAUGCGAGGGUCGAUAAAUUAACAUUUGUUACGUGUUGUACUCUGAUAGGGGAUAGUGCCUUCUAAUGUUAAGGAAGGGGGACGCUGCGUUAGGCCUUAAGUAUUACUGUUAGUGCCUUAAGUCACGCGAAUCUUCGUGCUUGUACACCUUUCAUAAUCCGAGCCUACGAAUCCUCGCCCGGAGGACCAGUUCGGCGCGCUUUAUGGUAUCUUCCCUGCAGAAGUUACAAAUCGGACGUCACGUCGGCUCCACACGAAGCUCUGUUAAACGUGCGCGAAGUUUUUGGUACUAGAGAGCUACUAGAGAUUGAAUCCGGGAAUGAAAAUUAUAUCAGAGACGGAAUUGAGGAACGAGAUAUCACAUUCGUAAUGAUAUAGAAUUUUAAACGAAAUUUUUAAUUGUCUAUUGAAUGUCGAACGACACUGUGAGAUUCGGUAUAUUUGAUUGGCACGUAUUGACAUAUCUUAUAUUCCUGGCGGAAAGCGUCGACCUUUCUCUCUCUUUUUUUCUUUUUAUUUUAAGCGAAACGUUACGAUUAGUCCUGACCGGUUGAGAAUAAAUCGAAUAAAUUUUAUUAUUUCUCUAUAACUUUUAUAAUUUAGAAGAUAAUUACUUAUGCAUCUUCACGCAUUUCUGUAUAGAUCUCAUUGCAUGCUAUCAUCUUGGAAUAUCUUUCUAUUAUCUCAUACAAUCCUCAACAUAUCGCAUAAAUUGAUCUAGGACGGAUAAAUAAUAAUCUAACUUAUCUAACAUUAUAUUGCUUUUUUUGCAUAAUGUAUUACGCAGGCUGCUGGACAGUAGAAUCUUUAUAGGCAGAACUGACGAUAGCCAGACGUUUUUCACAAUAUACGAAUUAUUUUCGUACAUUAUUAUUAUCAUAAAAUUCGAGAGGAGUAUCUAUACUAUUUUGAUCGUGCUGAUCGUUUAUCUUCAAGAGAAAUAUUUCGAAAACGGCCAUCAAAAAGAAGCGCUGAGCGCUAUUUGAACGGUGAAAAUAUAUUGACGUACAUAUUGACGUCAAUGCGCGGUAUUUUAAUGUCAAAUGUAACGCCACUGUCUUUCGUUAACUUUCGCUCAUAUAUUUGUGGCUUGACGUAUGUUGUCACUUUUUCCUUCAACAAAUUACAUCCAAAUGUCUGAAUGCUCGUAUAUUAACGGAAUAUCCAAAUCCCUCUUGCGAUAUUCAGAAAAAUUAAUUGGAAAUAUUGAACGUUUUAAUCUAAACCAUACAGGACUUGGACAAUUGGAGCUUCAGUCUUCGUAACCUUUUGUUAAGAUUAUCGUUUACUGUUGAAGUCAUAUCUAAUUCGAUUAUCAGUUUGUAAUCGAUGUUGUUGCUUAUGUUUAUAUGUUACAUCCAAUUUCAUUUCUUAGAUAAGAUGUAAAUUUAAUUCAAUUGCUCUUUCAUUUUGGUUGUCAGGUUUUAAGUUUUCAUUUUAGAUUCUUUAUGCAUAAUAAUAAAAUGUCUUUCAAGAUUGAGAAAACGUGGUUUCGUCAAUAAAUAUUUAGAUAUAGUUACGAAUGUAUAAAAAAUUGUUUAUACAUUUAACAUAAAAAAAAAGAAUAUUCGAUAGGUGUGUAUAAUAUUUGCUAAUUUUCCGUAAAAUAUUUGCUCACUCGCUCACAUUCGGUCGGAAAAGCGUUUUUAUAUUUGCAUGCGGCACGUGGUAUUGAUCGUUAUUGCUCAUAGGUUUAAGAAGCGCUCGAAAUGCAUGAAAUAAGUAACUAUUUGCGUGCGUUAAAUACCGUCCUUUUAACGGAAAGAUAGAAACGAAUCAUUGAACAUUCCUGCUGCAAUUAGCGCACGAGAGUUCAUUGAAAUUUAUCAGAAUUUUCUAGUGUCAUUAGGGAUUUUGGUAUUCCGGAAGAACGGAAAGGACUACGGAUUUACAUUCCCCGAGCACACACGUUCCUAUGUCGAAAAAAAGAGUGCGUGUAGCUUCAAGAAAAUUCAAUGCUUUACGCGUAUUCGAGUGUCCCUCGUUUUCUAUUUCUCUCUAUCUCUCUCUCUCUCUAUAUAUAUAUAUGUGUAUAUAUAUAUCAGCGCUUAUUUCUCAUGUUAAUGCACGACUAUUCAAUUCUCCGUAGAAGGCGAACCGUGAAUGGAUAAGGAAGUAGGUAAACGAGCUUCAUAUCUGAAUUUUCUUUGAGGGGCCCCGCCCAGGAAAAUUAGCAUUUCAAGUGCCUUAACAGACGUCAACUGACAGUUAACUAAUCGGGAUUACGCAGUCGCGCGGGCUCUAAGUCACCGCGAGUCGCCAAGUCUCGGACGCGGGUCAUUUAUAUUUGGCACACCUCAGCGAGUCUCUGGCUCUAAAAAAAAAAAUGGAUAAAACAGCAGCGAUUUACAUGCGCGACACGCGCGAAGAGGUAUUCCGUCGAUUACGAUCUUAAUAGUAACUCCGGAAGAAGCGCCACCGCUACGCUUCGACGAUGUUUCUCCACGCGUUUGCGUUUCCGUAAUGUUGAGUGACAUCGAGCGCGAUUAUUCGAUAAAUCUUACUUGAAAUUUAGGUAUUUCGAGCGAGCCGAUAGUGUGAAGGACUCAGAAAUGAAAUCGGCAUUUCAAGUGAGAAGAAACUUCGCGUCAGCAUGAAAUAUCGCAUUCCAAGCAUUUUCUGGGAAAGAUAUGACCGGUCCAGGAGAAAGUUAAGCGUAGCUUUAAAAGUUUAGGCGAUCCAACAAUGAGGCAUAUCAUUUCAGAAAGAGAUUACUGUUUGUCAGUUUCUUGUAUCAUUGUUUUAUCAAUUUUGACGUUUUCAUUAUUUCCAGUAUUAUUUUCUUGACGUCACGUCAUUUGUAUGAGGAACGACUAUGUGCCGAAUGUGCUGAAUGUGCAAUAAAAGCUUCACGUCGCUUCGCGAAUAGUUGUGUAUAUCUUUCUAGUAUCAAUUUUGUCUCUUAAACUUGCACAUGUAUGGAUAAGUUAUUGAAAACCACUAUUUUCCUUUUCUUUAUUAUUAUUAUUUUUUUUUUAAUAUUAAUUGCAUGCGUUUCUUUUUAAUUAUCGUUUAUGGUGUGCAUGAUAUUUUAGUGCUUUCGUAUCACAUACAUGAGCAUAAUAGGCAAUACACGCACGAAAUAAAUAGUACAAGACCGAUGCUUGAUAAAUUAAAAUAAUUCGUGACUCGAAAAUAUGAAGUAGGAAUAGAAUAAUUAAUCGCAACGAUUCCCGACGCUUAUGUUCAACAUUAAUUUACAUCAACGAUAUCGCGUAGUUUCCUGAACUAGCGAGCACGCUUCAUCUCGUAGGAUAUUUUUACACAUUUUAUCUAUCCAUUUUCAAGCGGUAACUCUUGCUUUCGCUUUUCUCUCGACGACUUUCUUUCUCUCGUCAGAUACCAGAAUGCCGCGGUACGUGUCUCGAUAGGCGACCAAGAGAUAUUCUUUAUUUUUAUAUUACCGAAAGUACUACGUGCGAAAUACGAGCGUCGUACGAUAAUCUCUACGACAGGUUACAACGCGAAAUAACGUCGCUGUCUGUAGGUUUCGACACGGACUUUCACGCGAAUUUGACGAACGGAACUACUAGGCGUUAAGGUAGAACUUAAAGGAAGAAUAAUUAUUGUGUACAUAGUAUGUAAAUCAUUCUUCGCUUGAUGAUCGCCGAUCGACGGAUCGGCGGAUUAGAAUAGCGUGAUUCUAUCUAAAUAAUAUAAUCAAUGGGGGCCAGUAAUUCUCUCUCGGAUCUCGCACGGAUUUAUACACUGCGGUGUGCGCAGCGCAGCCCGAAUCGCAAAUUUCAGCACGGCUUCGUGUCCGAGAAUAAGUAUACAUGCCAAUAGGCAAGUAUGCUUAAACAAUUUUUAUGGUAAUUUGCCACAGAAAUGUUUUUUUUUUUUCUUUUCAGUACAAACCAUAGUGAUAUCGAACAUUUCCAAUAUUCCUUUUUUUCUUUCGAAUCUUAUCGACAUUCGUCUUCGGGACGGACGAUAUUUCGUGCAGCGAAUAUUAUUUUUAGAUCUCAUUUUUCUUAUGGCAAUAGGUGCACGUCGCUAAAAUUUGGAAGAAGGGCGAAAUACUUGCGCGCCACUAACUAUUACCUUUUAAGCAUAAUUGUAUAUGUUGCGUAGAAAUGUAGAUCAAUAAUAAUAUAUUAUGAAUCACUGUAUAAACGAAGGUAUUAUAUGCUUGGUAUUUUCUAUUGUACCACGCAGCGCUUGAAGAUGGUCUCUAUCGUACUGUACGCACAGAAGAGUUCGUUAGUUAAAUGAAAAGAAAUUUAUAUAUACAUAUAAAUAUAUAUAUAGAGAGAGAUAAAUAUAUAGAUAUAUUGUAAAUGUGGUUGUAAUCAUAUUACUGUUAUCGAUAUCGAUAUAUGUCUUUGAUUUGGAUAAUUUAUUUAUUGCAGCGAAAGGAAAUGGAGAAUGUAUAAUUAUUGUACUCCGCGGAAAGAUGAAUAGUGAAAUAUAUAUUGCGCACGAAAAAUUAUAUAUAUAUUAUAUAUUUAUAUACGACAUUAUCGUAAAAUGCCGGUGACGUUUUUGUACGAGAAAGUCCUAAAAGUAUAUAUUCGCGGCCGAGAGUACGGCCGUUUGAGCGCGUUUAUUGAUUAUAAUUAACUUGCGAUUCCUACUAUGGAAGUGAAUCUUAUAUCGUAAGAUCCGGGUGGUACGGUCGUGGCCGACGUGAUUUAUUGAAAUAAAUAUAUCGCCGUUCGAUCGAGCUGCAGCGACGUGCGAUGUACGUACACAUGGCGCACCGUGUUGGUCCCGUGUGUGUGGUGCAGCCACGCAUCUGCCUCGGUAAUCACACUAUCGAAACGCGUUGGUUACAUAUUUUAGAUAAUACUUAUUAUCAUUAUCAUUAUUACGAUUCUUAUUAUAAUUACUACUCUAUUGCUAUUAUUAUUAUUGUAUUUGGCAGGGUUACGACAUUAAAACCGAAAAAAAACAUGUCA
Molecule: messenger RNA, 11042 nt
Organism: Solenopsis invicta (red fire ant)
Lineage: Eukaryota; Metazoa; Arthropoda; Insecta; Hymenoptera; Formicidae
Product: Krueppel-like factor 3
Exons: 5
Coding region: 3057-4031 (324 amino acids)
Biological process (GO): regulation of transcription by RNA polymerase II
Molecular function (GO): RNA polymerase II cis-regulatory region sequence-specific DNA binding; DNA-binding transcription factor activity, RNA polymerase II-specific
Source: RefSeq, a predicted model, not a curated record